Molecule: messenger RNA, 468 nt
Organism: Australozyma saopauloensis
Lineage: Eukaryota; Fungi; Ascomycota; Pichiomycetes; Serinales; Metschnikowiaceae
Gene: APS3
Product: Aps3p
Exons: 1
Coding region: 1-468 (155 amino acids)
Biological process (GO): vesicle-mediated transport; intracellular protein transport
Cellular component (GO): intracellular membrane-bounded organelle; membrane coat
Source: RefSeq, a predicted model, not a curated record
AUGAAAUUCUACACCCCCGUAGAUCUCUCCACACAGAAAACACUCCUCGACCAAGUGUACCAGCUAAUAUCGGUACGCAGCGCCAAAGAAUGCUCGUUCAUCACUCCGCCAAAGCUUCUAGAAGAUUUGGACGAUAUCAAGGUGAUCUAUAGACACUACGCAACGCUAUACUUUGUGUUCAUUGUCGACGACCAGGAGUCUGAGUUGGGUAUCCUAGACUUGAUCCAGGUCUUUGUCGAGUGUCUCGAUAAGUGUUUCACCAACGUAUGCGAGUUGGACUUGGUGUUUGGAUGGCAGGUGUUGCAGACAGUCCUCGAAGAGAUUGUGCAAGGCGGAAUGGUCAUCGACACUAAUAUAGCACGCAUUGUUGCUGCGGUCGAUGAUGCCAAUAGCCAGAAGAGCACUGGAAUCAAUGGUGGCAGCAGAUGGCUUCUGGGCAUCGAGAACGGGCUCCGCUGGAAGAGAUGA